AGCAAUUCGAAAUAUCGAUAGUGGUACAGGAUGCAAUAAUCGAUUUAUUGUAAGCGCCGCAGUCCAUCAUCAGCACCGAAAAAGUAAUGUGCGAGAAUAUUAUUUGUGUUGGAUUUUAAUAGGAUAGGAAAUUUACAGAAUGGCUCACCAUUAUGUUGUUACGGCCCAUAAACCUACUGCAGUUACAGCAUGUGUCACUGGAAACUUCACAUCUCCCAGCGACUUAAAUUUGAUACUGGCCAAAAACACUCGAUUAGAAAUUUAUUUAGUGACACCUGAAGGUCUAAGAGCUUUAAAGGAAGUAGGCUUGUAUGGGAAAGUUGCAGUUAUGAAGUUUUUUCGGGCUCCUCAUGACAAAAAGGAUUUACUAUUCAUCGUGACUCAACGUUACAAUGCAAUGAUUCUCGAAUGUGUUGGAGAAGGAGAAAAUCUGGAAAUUAUUACCAAAGCUCAUGGUAAUGUAUCAGACCGAAUUGGAAAGCCAUCUGAAACUGGGAUUCUUGCUGUUAUAGACCCAGAAGCAAGAGUUAUAGGGUUGCGAUUGUACGAUGGAUUGUUCAAAAUCAUUCCUUUAGAAAAGGACAACAGUGAAUUAAAGGCAUCGAGUAUCAGGAUGGAAGAACUACAAGUGCAAGAUUUGGAAUUUCUCCAUGGGUGUCUGAACCCUACAAUAAUUUUAAUUCAUCAAGAUUUAAAUGGACGGCAUGUAAAAACGCACGAGAUUUCGCUUCGAGAUAAGGAGUUUGUUAAGAUCCCAUGGAAACAGGAUAAUGUAGAAACAGAGGCAUCAAUGGUAAUUCCUGUCCCAGAGCCAUUGGGUGGGGCUAUUAUCAUAGGCCAAGAGUCCAUUUUAUAUCAUGAUGGCAAUACGUAUGUAGCUGUUGCACCUCCUGUAAUAAAGCAAAGUACAAUUGUAUGCUAUGCUAGAGUGGAUAACAAUGGUUCACGUUACCUUCUCGGUGACAUGGCUGGCCAUUUAUUCAUGCUUCUCUUAGAGCAGGAGGAGAAAAUGGAUGGAACAUUAAUAGUAAAAGAUUUAAAGGUUGAAUUGCUUGGUGACAUAAGUGUGCCAGAGUGUAUAACAUAUUUAGAUAAUGGUGUGUUGUUUAUUGGUUCCCGCCUUGGUGAUUCACAAUUAAUUAAGCUUAAUGUAAAGCCUGAUGAAAAUGGAUCAUAUGUAAGCAUAAUGGAGACUUUUACAAAUCUUGCUCCUAUUGUGGACAUGGUAGUUGUGGAUCUGGAGAGACAGGGUCAAGGACAACUUGUUACUUGCUCAGGUGCCUACAAAGAAGGUUCAUUGCGAAUAAUCCGUAAUGGCAUUGGCAUCCAAGAGCAUGCUUCCAUUGAUUUGCCAGGUAUAAAAGGAAUGUGGGCUCUUAGAGUUGCUACUCGUGAUAAAGUAGAUAAUACCCUUGUUUUGUCUUUCGUUGGACAGACUAGGGUCCUUACUCUGAAUGGAGAAGAAGUGGAGGAAACUGAAAUUUCUGGAUUUGUGUCAGACCAGCAAUCCUUUUUUUGUGGCAAUGUUGACUAUGACCAAAUUGUACAAGUAACACCAACAUCUGCCAGACUUAUAGCUGUGGAUACAAAGCACUUAAUACAUGAAUGGAAGCCACCAUCAGAUAAAACAAUUAGUGUUGUUGCUUGUAACACAAAUCAAGUUGUAUGUGCUACUGGAAGUGAUCUGUUUUAUUUGGAAAUAUGUGAAAAGGAACUUGUUCAGAAGGGGCAAGCAACACUAGAACAUGAAGUGGCAUGUUUGGAUAUUACUCCUCUUCAAGAAGGAAACAAUAAAGCAGAAAUUGUUGCUGUGGGAUUGUGGACAGAUAUUUCUGCUCGAAUUUUAAGGCUACCUGGUUUGGAAGAAAUAAAUAGAGAGUACCUUGGAGGAGAAAUCAUUCCCCGGUCAAUUUUGAUGACAUGUUUUGAGGGUAUGAAUUAUUUAUUAUGUGCUCUUGGUGAUGGAUCCAUGUUUUACUUCUCUCUGAACAAACAGACUGGAAUGCUGUCAGAUAAAAAGAAGGUGACCUUAGGAACACAGCCUACAGUUUUGAGAACAUUCAGGUCAUUAUCAACUACAAAUGUAUUUGCUUGCUCUGACAGGCCAACUGUAAUUUACUCCUCCAAUCACAAGUUGGUGUUCUCAAAUGUAAACCUCAAAGAAGUCAAUCAUAUGUGCUCACUAAAUGCUGAAGCAUAUCCUGACAGUCUUGCAUUAGCCACUGAAAGCACAGUGACUAUUGGAACAAUUGAUGAGAUUCAGAAGUUGCAUAUUAGAACAGUUCCACUUGGUGAAUCGCCCAGGAGAAUUGCCUACCAAGAAAGUUCUCAAACCUUUGGUGUAAUCACAAUGAGAAUUGACAUGCAAGACACGACUGGCUUGAGUCCUGUUCGCCCCAGUGCCAGCACCCAAACACAGAGCACCACUUCUUCUGCAGCUGUGGGUUCUCUCUCUCUCAUAAAGCCAGGUGCUCUGGGUGGUGCCAAUACUGCUGCGGAGUUUGGACAAGAAAUUGAGAUUCACAAUUUAUUAGUUAUUGAUCAGCAUACUUUUGAAGUUCUUCAUGCUCAUCAGUUUAUGCAGUCCGAAUACGCUUUAAGCCUUGUAUCAAGCAAAUUGGGUGAAGAUCCUAAUACAUAUUACAUUGUUGGUACAGCAUUAGUUAAUCCUGAAGAAAGUGAACCCAAAUUAGGUCGUAUACUUAUGUUCCUGUAUCAGGAUGGAAAAUUACAACAAGUGGCGGAAAAGGAAAUAAAGGGUGCAUGUUACUCUCUUGUUGAGUUUAAUGGCAGGCUUCUUGCAAGUAUUAAUAGCACGGUAAGAUUGUUUGAGUGGACUGCAGAAAAGGAGCUCAGAUUGGAAUGUAGUCAUUUUAACAAUAUAAUAGCUUUGUAUUUGAAAAAGAAAGGAGAUUUUAUUUUGGUUGGGGAUUUGAUGCGUUCUAUGACGUUACUCCAGUACAAAACAAUGGAAGGCAGCUUUGAAGAGAUGGCAAGAGAUUAUAAUCCAAACUGGAUGACAGCUAUUGAAAUCUUAGAUGAUGACACCUUUCUAGGUGCUGAAAAUUCUUUCAAUUUGUUUGUAUGUCAGAAAGACAGUGCUGCAACAACAGAUGAAGAACGACAGCAAAUGCAGGAAGUAGGUCAAUUCCAUUUAGGUGAUAUGGUGAAUGUUUUCAGGCAUGGCUCAUUAGUCAUGCAACAUGUAGGAGAAACAUCUACACCUACCCAAGGAUGCGUUUUAUUUGGUACAGUCAGUGGAGCAAUAGGUCUUGUCACUCAGAUUCCCCCUGACUUUUAUGACUUUUUGCAUGAAUUGGAAGAGAAGUUAACCCAUGUUAUAAAAUCUGUGGGUAAAAUUGACCACGGAUUUUGGAGAAGUUUUAAUACAGAUAUUAAAACUGAGCCUUGCGAAGGUUUUGUAGAUGGUGAUCUUGUUGAAAGUUUUUUGGACCUUUCUCAUGAAAAGAUGAAAGAAGUAUCUCUUGGACUGCAGAUUGAUAAUGGGAGUGGAAUGAAACAGGAGGCAACUGUUGAUGAUCUAGUGAAGAUUGUGGAAGAUCUGACAAGGAUACACUAAAAUUCUAUGUUUAUUUGUUGUAUAAUACAGUAUUGCCUAUUUGAGUAUGGAACUACAUUGUUUGUCCCAGUGAAAGAAAGUGUGAUAUAUACUUGAGUUUUGUGUGUGUGUCUGUAUGAUAGGAUGGAAGUACAAAUUGUCUUGUUUGGACUUGAUUUAUUUCCUUGUAACUUAAGUUCCAUUCAUUAAAAUUUUAUCUAUUUUGUUGAGAGAAAUCAAGUUGAAGAACUGCUAAUACCCUCCUUUGUAAAAAUUCUUCUGCAUGUGUUAAAUUUUCUUUCAACUAGCAUACUAUAAUAUUCUUGUAAAAUGCCCUUACAUCAAGGGGUUGUAUACUGGGUAGUUUAAAUACAUGAUGUUCUUAUAUAUUCCUUUGCUUCUCUUUUCUGAAAUGUACCACAUUGCAAUUUUAUAGAUUGGGUUUUGUUAACACAUCACCAGUUUCCUUUGUCAGUAAUCAUGUUUGUUAGGAGCCCAAUGAAGAAAACAUUAAAAUGACAAUAUUUGUUUUAAAAAAUGAAAGAAUAUUUCUGACUUAUUCCAUUACAAACAGUAAAAAUCUUACUGUUUCAUCUUGAUAACCAUUCUAUCAGUUGUCUUCUUUCAUCUUUCUCAAAAUCUUAACACAUGUAUUUGUUACAAUUAUUUCCACCUUCAGUCUUAAGAUCAACAACCCAGAAUGUUCUUCUAAAUAUUAGCUUUGUCUAAAGUUAUUGCGAUUUGUAAAACUAUUUUUUACUUGUUUGUUUAUGUAUAUCUACUAUAAACUCUCUAGGGUGUGAUUUGAGGAAUUUUUUAUAAGCUUUUCUGAUAUUUUUAUUGAAUUAAUUUUAAAAGGACCAGAUCAAUACAUUUUUCUUCUUUGAGAAAUUAUAAUAAAAUAAGAGUGAAAAGAAAUUGAAUGCUUUUGUCUUGUAAAAAUCUCUAAGAAAUAGCAGAAGAUGAAAGAAUCUCCCAACUUUUAUACAGUUGUGCCACUCUGUUUUUUGUUAAGUGGAUAAAUACUGUAUGUGCCCAGAUAUAAGAUAACCUUCAAUUUUGAAGAUGCCUCCCGAGUUGUUUUUUUUUUAACCAAUUGUUACUUUUUACAAUCACAGUAAAAUCAUAAAUGGUAUUAUUGACUAGAAAAUCUUUUAAAUGAAAAACCUAAGUGUAUCUGUGCAAUUGCUAUUUUCUUAUUCUUCUUAAUGAUCACUACUUUGUUCUUCUUCACUUGUAUGUUUCACUUCACUUGUUAGUUGUUUUCUUUCUGACCUAUACUGCUGUUCAUGUUGAUGAUUUUUCUUUCUAGUCCUCUCCCAGUAGAUCAUCUUCUGAGCUGCCAAGUGCAUCAAGAAAUCUUAUUCCAAGCAGUAGCUACCCAUUCUCUCAACUUGGUUACUGAGGGCUUCUGAAAUUUCCCUCCUGGAGGAAAAGCAUGGUUUCCUGGAAGCCAGUCAUUAUGAAGUUGUCAGUGAUGACCCUUGAAUGGUUUAUUUACAACAACUUCCAUUACUUGUAGUUGAGAUGUUACUUUUUAAUAUCAGUUCUUGGGUGAUGUGUCCCUUGAGUGAAUCAAGCAUCCACAUUCGUCUCUUUGGCUGAUAACCUGAUUUUGUAAUCCAAACCAUCAACCAGUCGAGCAUCUCAUUCUUGGUCAUCCACGAUUUCUCUUUCUCGUAUCUGAAGGUGAGUCCUGUUGGCAAUUUCUCUUUUGGUGUUCUUUUCCUGUGUGGAAAUGCAUAUGUAGCCAGCUUCAUGCCAUCAGCCAGAGCACACAACAUAACUUACUCUGGUCUUCCAUUUCAUAGUGUUUCUGACGAUACUGCUAUUACUACCAUGGUCUUCAACAGUUCCUUUUGACAACAUUAAAAUAAAUGCGUUUCUGGUCAGUAUUGCUGACUUGACUGAGCAUAUAGUCAUGUUCUUUCUGUAAUUUUAGACCAUGAUGUUCAUUGGAACUCAAAUAAUUUUUCUUCAAAAGCUGUUGGAAAUGAACUGAAGGGAUAGACGUGUCUGGCUUAUUAUCGCCUUUCCAGCAUAUUGUUUUGUCAGCAUACAAGUUUUUCAGAUGGAAAAGACAGAUUCUCACUAGUAAGCUUAAUUAGCAAAUAUAAGAUGACUUCUUUUUCAAAGUAUUUAAGAAAAAACAUGAUCUUAUAUUUGGGUAAAUACAGUAUUUUCUUCUAAGUAUUUCACAACUGAGGGAUUCACAAGAUUGUAUUUUAUGAAUUAAAUUUUUUUUAUUGUAUUCGGUUUUUUUUUUUAUUUUUCAUUACAUCUGGCAUGAAGAGGGAGCCAGGAAAAAUACUCUUCAAUGAUGUUAAAUUAGUUCAGGUUUGCUGAUUGCAGUUGCAAAUAAUAUAAAGACUAACUUUAUGUUUGUACUACAAUGUUUUCAUAAAUAAAUUACAUUGAAGUUCCUCUCAUAAUAUAAUGAAAUUGUGUUGAACUCGGAUAACAGAGGUUUAUGAAAUAUGACCUUAAAAGGUCUCUUAGUUCUUAGUUGGAAAUCAUCUCAUAUCAAAUGUUCACUACUUGACCUCUCUGAAAAUUAUGCUAGCUAAAAAUUAGCUAUGUUCUUGCCUUGUAUACAAAUGUAAGAGACUUUUUUUGAGUUUUCUUAAGUGAGAGUACAAAAUUAAAAUAUUUUUGUUACAUUUCUAAUUGAAAUUUACAUUUUUUUGCUACCUUACUAAUUGAAAUUUUCAUUUAGGAUUGUUUGUAUAAAAAAAAAAAAGAGAAAAUAAAUAAAUACAAAUAUUCUGAAACACCAAUACAAUCUUUGUUAUCAACUUAGGAACAGUGAAAUUACUGUCUCUCACUCCAAACAAUUGUAAAUGUAGUGGACAAACUAUCAUAAUAGUAAUUCUGAAAAU
Gryllus bimaculatus (two-spotted cricket) is the source of this 6438-nucleotide messenger RNA. The record is from the annotation of a GenBank genome assembly. NCBI's taxonomy places the organism in Eukaryota, Metazoa, Arthropoda, Insecta, Orthoptera, Gryllidae.